GGAGUUCAGGGUCCCCUUUUUCAUGAUGCACUAAAUCUUUUUAAUGGGUUCUGGCGGUUCAAUUCAGCAACCAGACCCUUUUAUCGAGCCAUGCUGUUGUUUCAUCAUCUUUAGUGGCAGACACAACGAAUGGAUGAAAAAAAACGAUUGAGACAAACUAGCCUUGCUGUUUGAAUACAUGUAGAAUGUGGUUUGGAGGAAAAUCAAAGUCAGUUAUGGAUCAGGUUUAUACGAGGUACAAUUUUAACUUACAUUUACUUAUGCAGUGACAAACUACGGUCACAGAUAAUGGUUUCUGGAGUGAUUCAAAGUUAUGUGUGGUGAUUUUAAUACAGAUGUGGCCUGAGGGUCUAAAGAUCAUGACCAAUAAUUAAGUACUGUUUUUCAGCUUUGUCCUCAGGUUCUCUGAAAAUAGGUCCUGUUUCUGAUCUACUUGGUUGGAUGGAUGUUCCUUCUCCCUAGGCUGUCAUUAUAUUUACAAUGAUCAUAUAUAUUUAUAUUCAUAUGGGAUUCACUGACUAUGAGACAAACUGUUUCUUGAUCACUCUUGUAGUGUCCUUGUAUUACACGUCGUGGCUAAAACUGCUGUUUUAUUCAUGUAAAAGAAAGACACUUAUUUCAGCACAUCUGUCAGAUCGUAGAUAGAUAACUGACCCUCCUGGACCUGCCGUGAGACAUGAUCUCAGCGAUGCCUUUGGCCGCGUCGUUCUUCUCGGCCACACAGAGGACCCUCCUGAUCUGAGCCCGGCUCCGGUUCAUCAUGUCUGCCGGCUGCUGCUGCUGCUCUGUGUCCGGACAAACACACAGAAACCUCCGCUGGACGCCGAGCCGCUGUAGUCCCGAACGAAGCAAAGAUCUCCCAAGAAGGUACACUAGCAUACCUGGCUGCUCUCACCUGAAACAGCCAGUCCUCCAGGCUCUCCACUCUGUUAGCAUGUUAGCUGAGCUGCUCUGCUUAAGAUACAGUCCACUCUCCAAAGGGAUAACAAGAGUUUAAAAUGUUUACCGGGUGACACUUUCCCUCAGAUCAAUUAUAUUGCAAAGCUGACAAGAAAAAACGACAACUCUUGAAAAUACUGCUAGUAAAACUAAAACCUUCAGUGGGCAGCGACAAUGACUUCCAACUGCAGGACAACGAGCUCUGUUUACAAUUUCCCCGCCCGCUGGCUGUCAAAUUCUGCCGUAAAAUGAGGUCGUAAAAUUGGCGUAAAGUUUCUUCAACUACCUAAACGUCGCAUUAAAAUGAAAAUGAAAAUAAUUUACAUUCAGAAAGUGCAUCGAACUUACUUCUGAUGAAAUUUAUAGUUAGUGCCUUAAUAUAAUUAAAAUAUUGCACCAUCGUGUCACCAAAACUACGUAAUAUAAGAAAGAAAAUACAUCUUAAUAACGAAAUUUAGCAUAUGAUGGAAUUAUUCAGAUUAACAGAGAAACAGAAAUAAAUAAUUUCUUUUUAGGCACAAAAUUAUGAGACAUUUUAUUACUGUAGUUAUAUAUUAUUGUGACCACUUCAUCACUUUUCAGAAAUGAAAAAUAAGACACUUGCAGAAAUUAUGUGAAAUAUUAAAUGUGAGUUGUUUUUCCUUUCAUAGAAAAUUUGUUAAAAACAUUAAGAAUUAUAUACUGUUAACCCGAAUUAUAAUGGAAUUUGACUAAUUCACUAGCAAAAAAAUUGGCUCUUAUCAUCACCAAUAAUCAUCAAAUAGUUCAGAAGGAAAAAAGGAUAGUCUGUAGUCAUAUUAAUAAUUCUGUAAAUUGAAAGACUUUUCAGAAGUAAGUUUUUUUGUCCAGUUCAGUACAAAUUUCAUUGUGAGCUAAUACUGUAGACCAGAACUGAGUGUAACAUUUUUCACAUUUUCCUUCAUUCGUCGCAUAUGAUAUAAUUUUUUAAAUAUAUAUAUAAGACAGAUACUUGCAGUAUUUAGUUAAGCUAUUGAUACAUUUAUGACAAAUAAGGACAUGGUAAAUAGUCAUAGUGUUUAAACUUCCCCUGUCAUUGAGACAAUUGAAGCAGCAUUUGUGUGGAACUGUAACAGUGAAGAAAUAAGUUCACAACGUCAUGAAAUCACAUAGAAGCAAUAUCCAGUUCAUUAAAAAAAAAGAUAAAACGAAACAGAGUUUUUUUAAAAAAUCUGUUUUUAAAUCCAACUUGCAAGUAUAACUUUUGAUAGAGGAGGAAAAAUGGAAAAAUAAUUGACCAAAGUUCACUUUCACAUCUCCAAACCACAUUCUUCUUUUAAACUUGUGCUGUGGCCAAGUAAUUCCACUACUGCUGAGCAGAGAGAGAGAGAGAAAUCAACUGAGCAUGUGCAGAGUCAGAGCCAUUAAUUAUUUCUAGUUGCAGAUGUUGUGUCACAGUUGCCCCUGUGCAAUCGCCCCUGGUCUUCCGUACUAUAUCUAAAGUUAAAAAAAGGCCUAAAAUAUGAAGAGCGAUCAACAGAGGAAUAGAAAAAGAUACAUUUGAUGCGUAUACCUUUGUAGCAUUAUGUAUAAAAAAAAACAGUGACUUAUUAUUUUUUUUUUUUCAAAAACACUACAUAAAAUAAAAAACUAGCGAUAUCAGAACAAAUAUCCAGGUUCCAGUGAGAUUUCUGUAAAUACAAGAAAUAAAUACAGUUAUUUGACAAAUGUGAUAAUUCCAUUUUAGACCGCUUUUUAUUCAAGUGGGCGGAGUUUCGGUCACCUGACAAGACUACAACCAGCUGGAUAAACAUGGCGUCUGUCUCUGAAUGUAAAAAUUACCUGUAGCGCUGCUGGCUGUUAUCGGUUUUUCCCUGUCUCAUCUUUGUGUCGUAUUGGAUUCUAAAAAAAAAAACCGUAAUGGGAUGGACACGACCCAUAAAGAGAGGAAGAGGAGGAGGAGGAGAGGGUGGUUUGUGUGAGGCUGCUGUGUGUGUCUCUCUGUGUGUGCGUGUGUCUGCUCAGCAUGAAUGGUGUGAUAUCUGCCCGCAGCCUGAGGCCAGCGCAAGAUAACUGCUUUUGUUAACAGUAACGCUGGUUUGUGUAUCCCUCGCAGUGGAUACAGUCAUUUUCCAGGUAAAUAUAAAACCUUUUUACGGUUGAGUUGCAGCUGUGGGGCCUGGUCUGCUGCUGGACCCAUUUUGGAUCAUCUCUUUCUGUGGCAUGUAGAGCUUUUUAACCUCUCGAUCAAACGCUCCUCAGCAGUAUGAGCAGUCUGAAUGUUCAGUCUGAGGCUGCCCUCCAUCACUGUGUGCUGACAGCCGCUUUAUGACUGGUCAUUGUGCUACACUGAGCGGUGUGUUGCUCAUGCCUUGCUCACCAACAACAUUAUGAUAGGCUCACCAGACCUGGUGGCUUUCACUAAAGAGGAUGAGUAUGGGCAUCCAAACCCAGACCCUUGGGGAAUCCCUGAGGAGUUUUCUGUCCCCCUCCACCCCCUGGCUGACUUCAACCCCUGGGCCAAAACCUCCUACGCCAAAUUCACUAAAGACUUCAUCCUCAUCUCUGAGUUCUCAGAGCAGGUUGGUCCUCAGCCCCUCCUCACCAUACCUGAUGACCCUAAAGUCUGCGGCACCUUCGACCUCAACUACUUCUCCCUGCGCAUCAUGUCAGUGGACUACCAGGCCUCCUUUGUAGGGCAUCCUCCUGGAAGUGGCUACCCCAGGCUCAGCUUUGUGGAGGACUCAAGGGUGGUACUGGGCGACUCAAAGGAGGGGGCGUUUGCAUAUGUCCAUCACCUCACACUGUAUGACCUGGAGGCAAGGGGCUUCGUGAGGCCGUUCUGUAUGGCGUAUGUGUCAGCAGAUGAGAGGAAGAUCAUGCUGCAGUUUGAGGAGCUGUCCCUCCGUUUCUCACAGGCCUCUGAGUGUCUGAAGGCUGGAAACAGGAGAGCAUUCGCCAAGGAGCUCCAGAGGAAGCUGCGAGACCUCGAGUAAGACCCUAUUUUGAUUUAAUUCUAUCCUAGUAGUUGACAAAAUUGAAAAUACAAGAACAUCUUUAUAGAUAAUCGCUAAAAAUAUAUAGUAAAGAAAACUAGACCUGCUCUUGCAUAAUGAUGUUGAAUCAUUUUGUUAAAAUACAACUGUUCUCAACACCUAAUAUUAAUGUGGGAAAUAACAGCAACAAAAGCAAAGAUUAAAGCCUUUUCUUUUAAUAGUUUCCCCCUAAUAGUUGUUAUUCCUAUAAUGUAAAAUAUUAUUGUCUUUUACAAAGACCACAAGUUUCACUGAAUCAGACACUAAACAGUUGUCAUUCAUGUAUCAGAAUCAGAAGGGGUUUUAUUGCCAUUGUUGAUGAACAGGAUUCACAGACUUGGGAUUUGUUUUGGCAUGAUGGUGCAACAAUAAACAGAGCGUACUAUAAAACACUAGAAUAAAAACUAAUAAGAGCAUGCAAGAAAUAUAUUAAGUAUAAAAGUAUAAAAAUAUAAAAGGUUAUGUACAGUGUUAUGUACAAUAAGUAUAAAAGGUAUAAAAUGAACAGUGUGGGUCCCAAGAUUGACCCCUGUGGAACACCACAGGUAAUGUAUAAGCACCUUGACCUAUGAUGCCUUAUAGAGAUGGAGGAUACAUUGGGUAUGUUAAUGGCAUAGACAUGACAUAACUGGUGUCCAGCAUUCUUCACAAGGCUUAUGUCAGUGUUAUCUUUUCUAUCUUUAAAAUCUAUUGAAAAGAUGUUACUAGUACUGAUUUAAAAUAGAUGGGUAGAAAUUCAAAAGUUUUUGAGUAACAUGUCAUAAUCAGCCGUGUCAAAACCACAUUCCAGGCCAAUGAAAAUUCCCCCUGUAUAUUUUUUCCUGUAUGCAUGUGGUUAAAGCCUCUGCCAGCUCCACACGUGCUACAGAAGUAGAUCUAGCUGAUCUAAAGCAUACUGACGGUCCAUUAAAGGUUAAUGUUGUUUAGUUUUCCAUUAUAUAGUUUUUCUAUGCCGAAACCUUUAAGUGUCAUUUCACACACAAGAAUUUAUUCUUCCCAAAUCUGGUAUUCAAAAUCAUCUCCUGGAAUCAUUGGUGAACCAGGGACAUAAAUAUUAACUGGAAUAAUACAGAAAAAAAAGAAGUUGGUUGCACCAUAGUGAGAUAAAACACACCUAAAACUUGCUGCUGGCUCUUCAUAAACCCCCUCACAGCCUCAGCCCCUUUCCUCUGUGUAUUGUUCAUGUGCCAAACUGCAUCCAAGUCCCCAUUAAGUGGAACAGAGGACUAUACAGACCAGAUUCCCAGAGACUGACCAGAGCUCUGUUUGCCAAUUAGUUUGCAGUAAUUUCAUUCUAUAUGCUGGAUUUUUACCUAUAGAAUAAAUGCUAAAUCAGCAUUCAUUUAAAUAUUUAUAAAUAUAACAGUGAAUAUAGUUGUACCCAGGAAAGUACACAAUUUAAUCUCUUACAUGAUGAAUAUUAUUCUGAACUUCAGUAAUUUAGCUUUUAACACUAAAUCUGAACUCAGGGUCCUAGAGAAGGCAUUCAGUGACGCAGAAGCACAAUAGAAAUUGGUAUCUUUGUGCAGUUUUUAUCUAGCCUUCAGUCACAAAAUUUUAUUUUAAAAUAUCUUCAAACAUUAAACAAGUUAUCUUUGUGCUCAGCCACAAAGUUAUUUGAAAGAAAGAUUUACUGAGUUUUUUUUCUUUAAUGGAAGUUUAAUUAAUUUUGCAAACGAUGUUCAGAUUCGACAAAGUUUCCUUGUUGUUUUAACAAAAAUUGACCUCUGACUAACUGAAAAGUCUAAAUGCGAGGAGACACCCAGAGAGAGGUCAAAGUUUAGAGCAAUUUAUGUAGUGUGGACGGACACAGGAUCACAGAGCCUGCAGGUAAAAAAACGUCAAGUCACUUUGCUCUGUUUUGCUGCUGUUAGCAGAGCUAGCACCACUAGUUUUCAGUCCUUAUUGCUCUAGUUGAGUGGUAAUAUGAUGGUAUAACCAGACCCAGCCCACAUACAACCCUUCCUCAAUUUUCUUCAUCAAAAUACUGACAAACCAUGUUGAGCUACAAGGUACCAUCUGUCAUCUACAGCAGUCUACAUUAAACAGGAUGACAGCCCAGGCUAGUGAAAGGUGGCUGCAGAACAGUUAAGAUACAACAAAUAGCAGGCAUUUCAGGAAUUCAGUGAUAUAAAUAUGAAUCAUGUAUUUAACUGACUAGCAAUUCUGAUGCUAAAAAAAGUUAGAAAUUCUUUAAAAAGUAAGCCAUAUUUGGACAAGGUCUUUAUAAUCGUUUGGUCGAUACUAAAUUAAUUGUUAACAUCCUGAAUGAACACAUUAAUGAUUCAAAUCUUUUUAUGCACUCUCAAGGAGCUCUGCCCCUAAAAUUUACUAAAAUUGCUUGUUCUCACAAGUUUCUUGAAAUCACAGUGUGAAAAACAGUGAAAUGAGGAUGAAGCAGCACAAUUUGCACCAUUAUGGGAGUUUUAAUAUUUAUACCAAUGCUUUGUUUGGCAGACAGAUGAGCAACCAUCUUCACCGCUCUCGUCCAGAAAAAUGAUUCUCAUAGGGUAAUAUGGGGAUUCUUCUCAAUCGCCAAUGUUUUUUAAGCAUUAACACUGGUUGCAUGAUAUGAAUGCCACUGACUGAGUUUUACUGGACAUUUCCCACUGAUGUCACAUCAGGGAAAGGUCUGAGCAAAAGCAGGACUGAAUUUUAACCCACAUGCAACUUACUUUUGAAAUUAAGGAAAGUUUUCAGGAGUUUGUGAAUUUGUGAGAACGCAUCCAAUUUCCAUAUAAAAGACCAGCAGGCUCAAAAUGUGUUCAAAUCACUCUGAUGCAUCACACUGCUUGAGUGGCUUCAAUGCAAUCCUUUCAGGAAAUUACAAAGAAGCAAUUUAAGGCCACUUUUACUUUUGUUUUCAUCACUGACAGCCUGACAGACUGUUUUCAGAGUCUGACAGGAUGAGGGAAAUUAUCUGUCUGCUUAAAACUCCAAAACAAACUCAAGGUCAAGGGCAAGAACAAGGAAACUCUUUUCAAACUGAUCUCUCUUUUUUAAAUGGCUGUUUUCUUCCCCAGGUAUACUCACUCUGUGUUGCAGAAGGAGGAGGGUCUACAGAGGGAGGCGGGGCCUCAAACCAUGUACUCCGCCCAUGCUGUUGAGAAAGCCAAUGAACUCGCAAAUGUGGAAAAGAGUAUCUACGAACAUCGAGACCUUCUGAAACAAAUCAGCUUGUACCAUCACCGUCCACGAAGAGACCCUCACGCUGUCACCUGUCAGAAGUGUAUGAACGAAUGUCUGAGCGAGUGUGAGGAGCUGUUAGAAAAAUACGCCAAGCUCGCCAAUCCCAUCAGUUACAAUAACAAAGGGAGAAAUGUGGGGGAAGAGCGAGAUCAGGUUGAUGAUUUCGGAGGUGAGGAGGAAGUGGACGAUGAUGGCGUUAAGCGCCGGCCGUCCUACACGCCUCAGCUGAUCAAAGCCAAAUCUGCCAAGUGUUUCGACAAGCGCUUAAAGACCCUGCAAGAGCUGUGCGAUGAGACUUUCUACCAGGCCACGGUGAGGCUCCUAAAAGAGACGGAGAAGAGUUUCCGGGGAGAUUUGUGUUACCUGCACACACGGCGUCUGGACAAGAUGCUACGCAGGAAACAGCAGGUCACGAAUUUCCUGUUUGAGGAGGAACUGGGUGAGGAUGACGAGAACGAAUGGGGAAAUCUGAGACCAUUCUGUGCUGUGAAUCAUGUGGUAGAUAACUGCACAAUCUUGAAUCCCCCUCCCAUCGUGCUUGGACCAGAUCCUCAUGAGCUGGACUCUCUAGAGCCCCCAGAUCUUCUAGACCUGGCGUCUGAGAUAAGCCACACUCAAGAGCUCGGGGUUGUGGAGAGCCAUCUAGAGUCCUCCCCCUCAGACCAGACUCUAGAGACCCAGGAGAGCUCAGAGGAGACUAAAGGAAGCUUGAGCAGUGGUAAGAGCGGGAGGAGUCAGACCACCAGGCAGCAGAAUCAGACGCCUGAUCCUGAUUCUGACCUGACCCCCGACCGUGACCAUAACACUGACCUGGAGAGGGAGAGCAGCAGCGAGGAGAUGGAGACCACUGCUGGAGAGGAGGAGGGUGACAGCGGGGGAGACCAGACUCCUGUGUCUCUCCUGGAGGUGGUGCCUGAGCUAGCGGGCGACAGAGACUCAGACUGUGAGGGAGCAACUGAUGGGGCUUGUGAGCUUCAGUCGGAUCUGUUGGUUCCUCUCGACACAGCGUGCUGUAUGUCUCAAGAGGGCUUCCUUUACGAGGCAUCUCCUCCAGAGGCAGUGUCCCAUCUUGACCACAGCUCCAACCCACAGUCCUGUGACACCCUAGUGGUCAAUCAGGAACCUCAGGCUCUUCUUCCACUCCAGGAUGACUAUGCUGUAGGUUCCCCAUGCUCAGAGAGCCCAACAGCUGGACUGGAGCUGCCUGUUGGAUCCCUUGGAGAUACAAUAUCCCGUACUUCGAUAGAAGAGGGCUCGGAUUGUACCAUGAGUGUUUCUACGGGCUCUGAGCGUGCCGCCUCACCUCUCGGCUAUGGGAGAGGGGUGACCCUGCGUCAGAGGAAGAAGGCAGGACAAGGAGCGUUGAGGUUCGUGCGACAAUACCCCUUCGCCAUGCAGGCUCUGUGGUGUCUGCUGAGCGGGAGGACCUUGGUGGUGCUUGGGUCGGAUGAGGGGAGAGUCCGGCGUCUGGUUGCAGCUCUGGCUCUUUUUGUGCCCGGUCCUGGGAAGUGUGGGGAGAGGGUUCAAGCCUGGCUGUCCUGCCCCUUCACCUUGACUGACCUGCAGAGGUGGAAACUCGUCGGGCUGCAGAGGUAUGUCAAACCUUAUAUACCAACACACACACAUGAAUGAUGCUGCUGGUAGAGAAUGACUGAACCACAGCGAGUUUCCAUUCACAUGAAAUUAAAAAAAAGAAGUACACUCCACUCUGCAGUUUGUUUCACACACCUUACUCUGCUGUUACUCAUCUGGUCUGAGUCAUUUCUCAAUGAAUCACUGCUACUCUGCUGUUAGACCUUCAGAUGCAUUUGCCCUUUAGCUCUAAUUUAAUUCUAUUCAUUUGUGACUUUUCCUACCUGAGAGUGGGCUGUGUAAAUUCCCCUGCUAUUAUGGUGUCCGACUUUUUUUCCAUUUGUAUUAUAAGUCUAAAGGGAAGCCAACCAUUCACCCUUUGGUCUCUGCACUUCCUAAAUUGAAUGUUGAGUUGAUAGAGAUAUGAAAUGGAGGAAGAACUUUGUCACAUUUGUGGUUUGAUUUACUGAGAUUGUACACCACAAGUAGAGGUGUAGCAAUUAUCAGUCUUGGUCAAUUAUUGGGGCUGAUAUUCGACAUUUUGCCAAUUAUCUGUAACUGCCUUUCGUUUUGCAGAUGGUCGAUAAAUUGAUUAAUUAAAAAGUGUUUGUCUUUGACUCUGCUGCAAGUGUGUCUUGCCCACAACUCUGUCUGAUUGAUUAGACGUCACACGACCAUGUCAUGUAACUGCACUGCAACUGUGGGUGGUUGACGUUUUAGUUUUGAUUAAAUAUCGUCGACAUUGUCCGUUGUCAAAGAUCAAAUAUCUAAGACACAAGCGAGACCCAAUUUCCAACUGUGCGCGUGCUUACAGAAGUCUGCUGUAUCUGCAGUCAUGCCUUUGUUUUUACACGCUUCAACUUAAGGUCUAUCAGGCCCGUACUUCCAUUUGAAAGGUGCUAGAAUUUGACUUUUAAACUGAUGUUUUUUUUCUUUUUCAUUUUUCUUUUUAUACCCUUACCUCAGCUUGACCAUGGCAUGAAUCUUUGAAAAAAAGCAUCAACUUUGACUAGGAUUAAAGAAGAAGAUCUUUUAAUUCAAACUGGUUUCAGAGCCAUCAAACACGUGUUAUAUGUCUUUAUUUCUGUGGAGCUGCUUGAUUAUGGAAAAACUCAGAAUCACAUUAAUUUUGGUCAAUAUUGAGGUCAUGGUUAUUUAACAUGGACACAUUUUUAGUAGGAUAGGGGCUAAUGUUUCGUCUGACUGUUUUUAACUCAUUAAUGCUGCUUGUUGCUCCACCCUCUCCCUCAUGCUCAUGCUGUCCCUCUGCUUUACUGACACACACCUGCUCCUUUAGCAGCUAGGUCUCUGAUGUGCACAUCUAUUGGAUCAGGUGAUCUUAAUUAGUACUGAUAUUUUGGACUAAAAUAUCCUAAUUAUCUGCUUUUUCUGCAGAGUGGCGUCUCCCGUGGGUUCCAGCAUGCUGUAUUCGCUGUCCCGCUAUAGCCGCUACAUCUCCAUCCUGGACGCCGACCAGAAGACCUUACGCUGUCCGCCAUAUUGUGGUCAACUCCUCGCCAACAUAGCCACCCACCGUACCUACAUCCGCCGGGGCUCCACCUACUUCCUUCACUUGCAGAGUACGCUUUGCCGCCUGGCAGCUAAGGCCUUCCUGUUUACCUUCACUCACCACCUCCACCUGCCUGUCAGCUCCACAGAGGGGCCCGAGGUGGUGGAGGGCCGCCGCCGCUGCUUCCUGCAAGAGCAGCUGGGGCUUGGCGAGGAGGACAGCCUGAUACUGCUCUACCUCAGCCAGCUCAUUACACAGCAUUACCUUCAGCCCGCCACCGGGGGCGGCGCAGCAGCAUCGUAUUUUAAUUUUGACUACACCACCAGCGUUUUAUACAAGAUCUGAUAUUAAACACACAUUCAGGCGUCUUUGGACCUUUUGAUUUUUAGCAGACAAGAUGAGACAUUUCUAAAGUCUGAGGUCUCAUGAAAGUUUCAGAACAAAAUCUGAACUUUUUUUCUUUUUUAAUCUUGGUUACUCCUCUGCCUUGCUGUCUUCUUCUCUGGUCUUUUUUUUCCUGUUGUGUGCAGGAAAAAGGAGACAGAGUGGGUUGUGAAUGUUUGAGUGGUUUACUUAAAAACUCACUGAACAAAACAAACACAGGUGAGCUCUGCUUAUUGCCAUUUGAGCAUUUGUGCUUUUUUCUCCUUUAUGACAAAGAUGUUAUUCCAUGACAGGCUCACCCCUCCUCAGCUCACACAAACACACAAUCCAACAUGGCCGUCUGUGUCCUCAGCGCUUGACCAUGUUGACUCUGUUAGAUCACAGUUAUAUCUGUGACUCAGCUAUGAUAUAAUCUUAGCUGUAUGUAAACAUGUUUUUCAGAUUUUGCUGUCACAUACGUGGACAUUUUCUGCCUGUGAGGAUCAGACGUCUCUUUGAAUCUGUGCGUGAAACCUCAUUAGAAGGGCACAGGCGUGUUACAGCUGGUUUUCUGACAUGCCUCUCUCUCUUUUUCUUUCUUUGUUCUGCAUAAGCUCCGAAUGCCCAAACAUUUCCGAAGCAUCUUUUUUUAUACAUCCUUUAUUGCUUUGCUCACAGAAAUCUUUGUGUUUCCUCUUUCUUGGAUGAAUCAUACAGUACAUUCCCGCAGCUACGAUUUAUUUUCUCAACACUUAGACACUGAGUUGAGGAGAUUUGACCUUUCAGAGUAAAAUGUGGACAUUCCCAGAGGCUGAUUCAGGUUGUGAUGCAUGAGGCAGUGUAUUAGGAUGAUGCAUGUCCAGUUAAUAAUGUCACACACCCACCCGUACGACCAGCAGCCACAGAAAUCAGUCACACGUUACCUGCUGAGAGCGUUCAAAGGAUCUUAGCACACAGGAGCAUUUGAAGCUAUUUAACCUUAAUGUAUUGAGUAUCACUGUUGUCUUACAGUAAUGUGAGAGUGUUGUGCUGUCAGCAUGAGACCGUCCUGUACCGGGUGAAUCACCGUGUUGAGUAUCUUUCUGUUUCCAUUUGGAUGCACUGAUGCUGAAGAGUUUGUGGAGUUAUGGAUGAGGCUGUGAUGUUGUGUUUGUGUAGAUUUUAUUAUGGAUAAAAGAUGAACUUCCUGUGCCAUUGAGGCAAAAUGCUCAAGACUUCUCUCCUGAUUUUGAACAUUUAUUUAUGUCCAACUUUUAAUGUGAACCAUGAACAAAGUUCUGUUUUUUGUAUUUAUUGCUUUGUUUCAUAAUCGGGAUCAUGAUCAUUAUUCUGUGAUUCUCUUUCAGGGAGGUGCGAAAUUUUUCAACAGAGUGGUCGGGCCGGGUUAAAGGAAAAAAACUGGACUGAAUAAAGUUGGUAAGAGGAGAGUGGUUCAUGUCUAGCUUAAACGUAGAGCAUCUAGUGAAACUGUACUCCAUCGUAGGUUUUGCAUAGAGCCUGAAUUCUGGACAGUUUGUGCUGAAAUCAUGGGUGAAGCAGUUUAAGCGUGCACCCCAUUUAAGCAGGUUACACUCAAUAACUCAGCUUCUUUCAGUCCCUGCUCUCUCCGCUGUCUUAUCCUCUAAAUUAAAGGGCCCUAAAACUAAAAUCUAAUCAAAGAGAAAGAUUGUGCAGUAAGAUGAACGUAUUAUAAUUAAGAGCUGUCUGAAAGACAACAUUUUUCCAAUAAGAUAUUGAUCUAUUUUCAUAACAUAAUGAGUUGUUUCUUAUAGGAUAAAGAUUCAUGCCUCUAACAUUGCAACAUAGUUCUGUUACAGCCUUAUUUUCAAAGUAGAGUGCAUAAAGCUCAAUCUCAUAGGACAAAAGAAGAAACUACCUUAUUUUCUUACAUCUUGUGUUAAUUUAUUUUUUUAACAUUUCUACUUUAAUUUUGAUAGGACAUCUGAGAGACAGGAAAUGUAGGAAGGGAGAGGGAUGAGGUACAGUGUAGUCGAGGCUUGUAGUUGGACAAGUUAAACUAUCACUAUUUUUCUUAUAUUGUCACUAAGGACGUGACUUCUGCUUAUUAAAACUAUGACCUGACCAUUUUUUUUUUAUCAUGACUUUCUUCUUCUAAUAAUAUGACUUUAUUCUCUAGAUCUCAGAUUUAAAUUUCUUACAGUGGCCCUGAUACUCUGUUGUAAAAUUUGAAACAUCUGGAAAUGUUGACAUUUUGAGUUGUGUUUUCCUAAAUUGACACUGGGAGUGUAUUUUAAGUGUUUUUAAUCUGAAUUGAAUUGAAUUUAUUCUCAUUGCACAUGUCACACGUACAGAGCAACGAAAUUGCAUUAAUGCUGAGAUGGCAUCAGUGAUGCUUUGAUUCUGUAUCUUGGAUGAUAACUAUUUGUGACUGCAUGGUCAGACUUUUAUUGUGAAAGGUGAAAAAAUGUUGGAUCACAGCUGCUGUUCUUCCUGUUACUAAUAAGAAAAGUUUUUAUUUUGAAGGUUAUAACUACAGCAACCUGACUUCUGAAUCCACGUGUAUCAACUGAAUUUAAAUUUUUGCAGUUUGCUCUUUUAUUUCUCACCAUGUGCUUUUUUUAUUUUUAACUUUUUUCAAUAUCACAAAAAGUGUGAUUUUUUGGUAUUCUCCCCCCAAAGCUGAAAGAUGAAUGUGAAUCCAAAAGCCAUACCACGGUGUGCUUAACAUGUUGUCACGAAGUGUCUUUAUGUUGCCAUAUCAUGUCUGCCUUUUUGUACACCACCAUGAGGGGGCGCUGUGCUCACUCCAGCCCUAUUAGAUGGCCUUGUUGCCAAUGAUUCAAAUAAAGCACGUUGUGAAUGUCUAAACGCUUGUCUGUACUUUAGUCAUCCUAAUCCAUUGAUUUUGUUUUGUACUUGAAUCCUUUGUCAUUCAUCAUAUGCCUGAGUAAGAUAAUUUAUCUAACCAUGUCGAUAAUAUUGACUCUUCCUUUGAGGUACCGGAACAAACAGACUGAUGCAACAUGCAGAUCAGCAUUAAA
Messenger RNA from Xyrichtys novacula (pearly razorfish), 13568 nucleotides. NCBI's taxonomy places the organism in Eukaryota, Metazoa, Chordata, Actinopteri, Labriformes, Labridae. The record is from the annotation of a GenBank genome assembly.